Fopius arisanus is the source of this 1666-nucleotide messenger RNA. Its product is annotated as leucine-rich repeat-containing protein 15. The record is from RefSeq and is a predicted model, not a curated record. Lineage: Eukaryota; Metazoa; Arthropoda; Insecta; Hymenoptera; Braconidae. Gene Ontology annotation, molecular function: protein binding. The coding region runs from base 90 to 1562 and encodes 490 amino acids. The transcript is spliced from 6 exons. Gene Ontology annotation, cellular component: extracellular matrix.
UAUCUUAUCGUCAUGACCACCUUAUCAGGGUGUACCCCAUUGAUACACACGACUCUAACAUUACGGCAGUCUUUAACCGCGAGAGCAGAAUGAAUUAUUUUAUUUUUUGUGCUUUCCUCCUCGUCCUGGGAGUCAACAGUUCUCAGGACGAAUUCACUUCGAGGUCAGGACUCCCAGGACCCACUGAACCGACAAGUCCCAUCUCUUCGAUUAAUAACUCGAGUAUUUGCCGAACCUGCGAUUGUCAAGACGCGUCAAUUAACUGCACCGGACGCGAAUUAGAUAAGAAUUUCGCGGACGACGAGUGGCCCAGGGUAAUCCUGAGGUCCGUCACCUUCGAGGGCAACAGAAUCGUUCAUCUCAGGAAAUUUCCCAACGUCACGAUUGAGAAAUUAAUUCUCACUGGGAAUAAAAUCGUGAAAAUCGAUGAUGCAGUUUUCAUUGAGAUAACAAAUCUCACGGAAUUAGAUCUGAGUGAUAAUCAGCUCACGUCGAAGAUUCUGAGGCCGGAGAUAUUCGAGGGAAAAUUUUCACCGGUCGAGUGGGAACCGCUGGAGAGAUUGCGCGUUUUAAAUCUGGGUCGCAAUAAUUUUCAUACUCUCAAUCAGGACCUCUUCGAGCACAUAACCGAUCUCAAGGUGUUGAUCCUCACUGAAAAUCCGUUCUCCGUCAUUGAUCACGCCACCCUGGAUGCCCUGGGGGAGCUCACUGCUCUCGAGGAAUUGGAUUUGAGUCAUUGCCAACUCCAGGGGCUUCCGGACACUAUCUUCCACGUACCCAAAGAUACCUUGAAGCGUCUGCACUUGAACGGCAAUCGGUUUUCUGGGGUACCACUUGCCCUCCAGGAUGCAACAGCCCUCGAAUACUUGAGCAUGAACGAGAAUCCUAUAAAAAUAUUAGGGGAAUUGAGUUCGUUCCCGAAUCUUCAGCAUCUCAAGGACUUGAGACUCCGUUCGAUGCCAGAUCUAGUUGCCGUUGAAUCCGGUGCAUUCUCCAAUCUCGAAGCUCUCGAGUAUCUCUACCUGGACGAUUGCCCGAAGCUCAGGAUCAUCAGUGAAAAUGCCCUCGUUCAACACACCAAUCACGGAGCGAUAUGGCCACCCCUGAAAGGCCUCGAUAUUUCCGACAAUGCCCUGGAGUACAUCCCGUCGACUCUCCUGGGCCGAUGGGAUAAAUUAGAGCAAUUAGAUCUCACCAACAAUCAGUGGGGCUGCGACUGCGACAAUCAAUUCCUCGUGGGUAAUUUGCUGCCGAAGCUGGGAAAACCUCUUCUCGGUGAUAACAUGAAGAAGUUGUAUUGCGCAUCGCCACCGGAACACGCGGGUAAAACUCUUGUAUCUCUUGCUAAUCGAAAGCUCAGGUGUCCAGAUCUUUAUGGGGCACGCCCUGAACGGGAUGCUGCCAUCCUCGUCGGCCUCAUGAUAGGAUUACUACUCGCCAUUCCUAUUGCUCUGACGUUCUUUUUACUCUGGCGUCGGGGGUAUUUCUUCUGCAAUGAACAAAAUCCCGCGACCUUCUCCAGGGCAUUCUACAAACGCGCCUACACCGAUAACGAUUUCUAGACAUCGGCAUUCUGUCAUUCAUCUUUCAACUCAUUCCAAUUGAUAAAUUUUAUUAUAGUGAAUAUUUUCAUUCAGAUUAUUAAAAUAUAAAGAUGUCGGAAUUA